AUGUCCGAUUCGAUCGAGAACAACCUCACGAUUAUCCUGACAACCUCUCCAACGCCUUCAAUACCAUCGACCGAGUUAAUAUGCGGCGUUCUCGGAUCUCUACCUCCUGCUCUCUCCUCCGCGGCGUUGGUCAUCACUUUCGACGGCUUCACAAUAUGCCAAAACGACAACUAUCUCGAUGGGCGACUGAAACGAGGUCAAAUUCCCUUGCGCAUGGCAGAGCUAUAUCCAGAAUAUGUCGAUAAUGUCAAACAACUCUUUCCGCCCGCAGAGAGGCCGUCAUCACUACAGGACGCCAAAACAGACGCUCUUGUCACCCACGUCCAACAUGCCGGACGUUCAGUAACAUUCGUCCAGCAUCAACGGUGUCAAGGAUUUGCGCUCAGUGUCAAGACAGCGCUCAAGUACUGCACCACGCCCUUUCUCAUGGUUCUUCAGCAUGACUGGGUAUUCGAGAUUGUACCCCCCUUUCAGCAUCUGCUGCGGAUAUUACACGACGAGCAGUCGGAUGUUGCGUACAUCACUUUCGUGGCCAGGCAUUCAAAACGAUACGAGCACGUCAGGGGAAAUACGAAUCAACGCUUCCGUGCCGUGCUCGACGCUGCCCGGACCAUUAGACAUGGACGACAACUCGAUUCAGACCUAGUCGCAUGCCUUCAUUUUUACGACCGACCUCAUAUUGCAACUGCUGAGCGGUAUCGUGAAAUAUUUGAGGGGAAUCCGCAGCUUCGGCGAGGUGAUUUCCUCGAAGACGCCAUUGGGACCAAAUAUUCGGAUGCCAUCGGCAAGGCUUCCUCAAAUGAAGAAGCUAUCCAGGCAUGGAAAAAGAUCGGGGCCUGGAUGACGGACGACUUUGACCGAGACACAGCAGAAGGCCAGAAUUGCGGCCUACAUCGAAGAAAAUAUCCGAGCAAGAGUGGAAGGCCGUCUGCCGAAGCGCCUUCGCCUCAUUGA
Exophiala xenobiotica is the source of this 954-nucleotide messenger RNA. RefSeq lists its product as uncharacterized. The transcript is spliced from 2 exons. NCBI's taxonomy places the organism in Eukaryota, Fungi, Ascomycota, Eurotiomycetes, Chaetothyriales, Herpotrichiellaceae. Bases 1 to 954 code for a protein of 317 amino acids. The record is from RefSeq and is a predicted model, not a curated record.